GACAUGCAGACAGCUACAGACUAAAAAAACAUGUGCGUUAUGAAUUCAUUUUAAAAAGUGGAAUUGGAAGGCAUCCGCUAACCUGUGCUGAUACUUUAGCUAUUAUUUAUAUUCUGCUCCAGUUUUAUACCUAACAGAAGUCAAAUAUUGUGACAAUUAUAAACUUCUUGCGUUGAAGUGACCUAAUGAUGAGCGUCUCAAGAUCGAAGGAGCCUUAAAUGAUUUCCAAUAUUAAGAUUCACAGAGAUACUAACAACGAUUCUGUGAGUGAAUUCGCCAAAUUGUGUAAAAUCUUUACUGAUAACAAUCGGUCUUAUGACAAAAAACGACUUAUCUCAGCGUUGCGAGUUAGAAGAAAUUUUACGCGACCGAAAAAAAUUUCAGUGAAGACUCAUAUACUUUAUGCCAUUCGGUGCUGAAUUUGGUGCUCCUGAAAAACUGUAAUUUUCAGUACAUGUUAUUUCUUUUGACUGCUCCUAAGUUUUUUCCAAAGAAAACCUAAUAUUUUAGUGAAUGAGUUGAGAGAUAAGUUGACUACUCCUAAGUUUUUCUAUAAAGGAAACGUAAUAUUUUAGUUAAUGAAUUGAGAGACAAGUGAGACAAAACGAUGCCAGAGACCCGGGCUGUGGACACACCGCAGCAGGGGGGUGGGGAGCACCUGAGUUAAUGAAGAUGAUGGAAAGAAGGUUCUGGGAGCAGCAGUUCAGGAAGCUUCUGCCUCACAGGUCCGAGCCCAGCCUCACCGCCAUCAGGAGGCCCAGGGUAGAAGCCCGCGCCAUGGAGAAGUACGAGAAGAUCAGCAAGAUCGGCGAGGGAUCCUACGGGAUGGUCUACAAGUGCCGCGUCAAGGAUACCGGCGAGCUCGUGGCUAUCAAGAAAUUCAUGGAGUCAGAAGACGAUCCUCUUAUCCGCAAGAUCGCGCUUAGAGAAAUAAAGAUGCUCAAGAGUCUCAAACAUCCCAACCUGGUCAAUAUGAUAGAAGUUUUCAGAAGAAAACGUAAGCUGCACCUGGUGUUCGAAUAUUGCGACCACACACUUCUAGGGGAGAUGGAGAAGAAUCCAAAAGGGUUCCCCGAAAAGGAGACAAAGAAGAUCAUCUACCAGCUGGUGGAGGCGGUGCGGUUCUGCCACGAGAGCAACGUCAUCCACCGCGACGUCAAGCCUGAAAACGUCCUCAUUACCAGACGCGGCGUCGUCAAACUUUGUGAUUUCGGCUUCGCCAGGAUGCUCACUAACGAGUCGUACACGGACUAUGUGGCGACGCGGUGGUAUCGGGCGCCCGAGCUCCUCGUGGGCGACACCAAGUAUGGCGCACCUGUCGACGUCUGGGCCAUCGGCUGCGUUAUGGCGGAGAUGAUCCGCGGUGAGGCCCUCUGGCCCGGCAAGUCCGACCUCGACCAGCUCCACAUCAUCAAGAAGACGCUUGGCGAGUUACUGCCGUACCACAUGAAGGUGUUCAGCAGCAACGACUUCUUCCGGGGCCUUAAGCUACCGGAGACCGGCAUCAGGGAGACGCUCGAGGCAAAGAUGCCCGCCUCCAUCUCCACAGACGCUUUAGACUUCUUGAAGAAAUGCCUGGACGUGGACCCGUCUAAACGGAUGACGUGCAAGCAAUUGCUGACUCAUCCGUACUUCGACAACUUCUCCUACAGUUUGCCCGAAGAAGAAAUAGAACGCUUCAACCAGAUAAGAAGAGUGAGUCAGCUGCACUUGCUGAGUUCGAGCGCCAGCGGGUCCAACUUGCUGCCCCAAUUGGCGGGCCAGAGCCCGUCGGGGGGCAGCAGCCUCUCGCUGUCGUCGUCCCCUGACGUCCGACACUACGGGAGCUUCAAUGCAGGACGUCACUUCGACCACUUCCCUACGAUCUGACCAGUUUAUAAAGCACCACCUUUAUACCAGCAACCAAUCUUCCACUUGCAUCACCGCCAUCUACACAAGAAGGAUUCUUUCGGCAGUGACGCGAGUCUUAGACCUGACGAUAGGGGCUACGACUCGCGCCUCAGAAAGACCAACUUUCUUUGGGAUGAAAACAAAAGCACUAAUUUUCAGUUAAGCAAUUUUAACCUUCAGAAAAAUUCGCGUGAUGGUUUGCACCUCCCGUGGAGUAAAAGUCCAAGCACUGCUGAUCGUCACAGAGCUCGAGACCUGCGACGUAGCGAUUCCAUCACGUUGCCGAUGUUUGGGCAACCGCAAGGCUUCAAGAAGACGGACAGCGUUUCGAAAGCCGGUAAGGGUUCUCCAUUUGACUUCAAGGAUGGCUUAUCCUCGAGAAAAAACAGCUUGUUACUCUCCCCCAUGCAAAAUAAUUUACUAGGCGACACCACAAGCCAUAAGAAGGGCGAAAAGUCUGGAAAGAGCUUUAUGUCUUCUGAGCUUUAUGGGAUACUCUACAAAAAGUUCCAUUCCUUUUGACAGAAAAACUGGUACUUGCCACUAGAACCUGGAAGCAAUCAGGCAGUCUGUGAAUGGCGUGACUGUUUGUGUGAUGAUACAAUACAUGUAAGACUUCAUAUUCCUUUCCUUUCUGUUAAUGAAAAUGUGUACGCGUAUACAAUCAUUAACAAUAGUAACAUUAUUUGUCUCCGCCUCUUUGUUCGUUAUUUUUACUGCUUUCAUUAUCAUCUCAGAUAUUCAACAUUGAAUCUCUAAAAUAUUUGAUGGACUUUAAUUAAAACUGCUGAAAUAGCGGCUUGAAAUUCAUGCCAAGAAAUUCGAGUAGAUUGAACGGCAAAUUUAAAUUCAAAACCUUCACUUAACGCGCACAGAGGCCAUCACUGACAACAGGAUACAAAUGCCACUUUUGGUAUUUUUAGUGAAAUUUCGGUGGCCUCUAGAGAGCGUAAAAAUAUUCAAAUGUUACCCUGGGGACGUGUAAUUCUAGUAAAAUUUUCGCUAGUAAAAACAAUUUAAGAAAAAUAUACAAAUGGCACCGUGGGGAAGUGGUAUUCCAGUAAAAAUUUUCCGCGACCUUUAGCGAGCGCAAAAAAGGAGCAGUCUUUCUCAAUCUGACUUCACCGCCAGCAGCUCUUGAUGUUAAAGGUCUAAUUUGCAUCCAUUGAUUGCCUGUGCAUAGGAGAGGAAAAUUUAAAUUUAAUGGAAUUGCUGAGCAGUUGAGUUCUUACUGGCACCCGAUUCAGAAUAUGUGAGCGAAUGCGUUCACUGGUAUAGAGUCGAGUGAAACCGAUGCAUGUUCUUCAGAUCUUGUCCACCACGCUGUUUUUCAGGUUAUUAUUCGGGUAUGAAAUAUAAAUUGCAAUUUAUUUCGUCAUGGUUUCAAGUAUUUUGUCCUCUUUGAUUUAAAGAUUUCCAGUAGCUAUUAAAAAAAAGAUGCGUGAAGCAAACGUAGCUUGUUUUAUUUUUUGUUCCCGAACGAAGAGUUAUUAUUUGUAUUUGGGACCAACCAAGUUAAUGAUCGUUUGAUUAAGACAAUUUAUGAACUAAUAUGAACGAAUAAAUAGAUCAAAUAAAUAUAAUCAUGAAAAACGUAAUGUUUAGGCGAUCUUAAAUAUAUCUUAAAGUUAAAUAACCCUGAAGACACUCCAUUAUAUGCUUGGUAAAGUUUCCAAGUACAAGAAUAAUUGAAACAAUUCAUAAGGUCCGUUAAAUAUUAAUUAUUAGUGUGAUAAUAUUUACUGUGUUCACAUGUACACUGGUGUGAAAAUUCUAGAAUGAAAUCAGCUUUCGUUAAUCUAGUAUACUUUUGUAAUCCGCGAAGCAUUUAUCAUAAUUAAGCUACUGUCAUGAAAAAUAGUUAUAUGGUUUAGGUGUUUUUCGUUAAGUAAAGUUAUUGUAAAUACAGCGUAUCUCUUACACAUGUACAUGGCUAGAAUGGAGUACCUUCAACCUACAGUUUAUGUUGCGUUGAGAUUUUCAGUUAUUAUGUUGUUAUCAGAAAUCAGUUUCGUAUUAGACCUUGCGUUUGGGUUUAACCAAGUUCGAGCGUACUUAACCGUAUCGUUCAUUUUUCAGUGUUCCGUUGAUUGAAAAUUUUCUUAGACGCUGUAGCAGAAUGGCUAUUAGGCUUAAUUUUAAAUGUACUCUCACUAAAAUAUAUAUUUUUCGUUUUAUUUAUUGAUUCACAAACGUUGCGAUACAUCAUUUUUUUCUCUACCGCAAAAGGUGUCUUAUUUAAUGAGUUACUGCCAUCAGCGUUUCGGUUAUUUUUCGUUCCAUGCUUGCCGAACGCUUGUCAGUUAAUUUUCAACUAAAGGAUCCCUAAACCUUAACUGUAGAUCUCAGUCGUGCGACCAACAGGUAGGCCUACCGUACUGCCUAUCAGUAUGUAGGCCAUCCAGCAUAAAAGGCGGGAAUUCAGUCAAGUCAAUGAAGGAAUCAAGGAAAGCUACGUACAAAUGUGUUGGCUGACACGACUGAAUCAGUCGGUCGCUAUAGGCCGUGAGGAGGGACUCUUAUAUAUAUCGUGGGUCCUGACAAUCUUUUUGAUUUGUCUUAUCUGUUCGAGAAUUCAGAACCGAUAGCCCAGAGGCUUUUAGGUAUUGUGUUAAAUUACAUAGAAAGGCCAAUUUCCUUACUCGAAGAGUACAUCUUGAUUCAACGUACCCGAUUUUCAAAAGCAUCUUCUAGCAUUAGAACUUUAGACUAGACGUUGAAUUCAAGUUCUAGGAGAAUAAUCAUGAAUGCUAUCCUUGUGGAUGUAUUAAACAAAAUAUGACCAAUUUAUAACAUCGCUACAGAUCAUCAAUAAUUGCAUGUAUAUCAAGUAUAUAUGAGUAAUUUA
Hyalella azteca is the source of this 4738-nucleotide messenger RNA. RefSeq names its product cyclin-dependent kinase-like 4. Gene Ontology annotation, biological process: protein phosphorylation. The coding region runs from base 667 to 1869 and encodes 400 amino acids. Gene Ontology annotation, cellular component: nucleus. Gene Ontology annotation, molecular function: ATP binding; cyclin-dependent protein serine/threonine kinase activity. Lineage: Eukaryota; Metazoa; Arthropoda; Malacostraca; Amphipoda; Hyalellidae. The record is from RefSeq and is a predicted model, not a curated record. The transcript is spliced from 8 exons.